Molecule: messenger RNA, 1461 nt
Organism: Diaporthe amygdali
Lineage: Eukaryota; Fungi; Ascomycota; Sordariomycetes; Diaporthales; Diaporthaceae
Exons: 3
Coding region: 1-1461 (486 amino acids)
Source: RefSeq, a predicted model, not a curated record
AUGCGCGAAGAUGCGACCGACGCGAGGGCACCAUAUAUGCGACUCAACGUGUCGGCCUGCUUCGAUUACUACAGUCACUACUUCACACCACAAGGUAACGGUUUCUUAUUCGUCAAGAACCAAAGCAUCCAGUAUCCACCCAACGAUAGUCUGCUUCUGUACGUCUCUGUAAUCCCCAGGAGGGAUGAUUGGGCCAAGAACCUCUGGGCUUUUGGCAACGGGACUUUUCCCAAACAUGCAAAGAUCACGACAUCGCGACCCUCGCCAGUAAAAAAAUGGCUUGUCGGGAAACCAGCGUACGAGGUAGACCACUGCCUGGUCCAACAACCUCCCUGGUCUGAGAAGCGAUGCCAGCUGGAAUACUCCCCUUGGAUUUUGUGGGCAUGCUGUCUCUCUAAUCUGAUCAAGUUGCUGGUCAUGAUCAGUAUAUGGUUUGCUUCUCGAAGAUCCGCGGCCGAAAAGGGCGGUCGGCGCAGUAUGUCGGGAAUAGAGCAGCCACUGUGCACUCUUGGAGAUGCUAUAGCAUCUUUCAUGAGAAAGCCAGACCAUACGACAGAGGGCAUGAGUACCACAACAAUGAAUGACUUCCAGGCGCCUGUGAUGUCACGGCAUUUUGGGCCAAGGAACAAGCAGUCGCCUCACCUGCGUGGGCCCCGGCCGUGGUAUCCAGGACCAAAGCAGUGGAGACACGCCGUCAGUCUAGAGCGCUGGUUAUGGUUUCUUCUCGGCCUUAAGUUACGUCACAUCAGCACGUCGGUAUCCUCCUUCUGGUCCAUGGGGCUUGGAGAGCUUCGAGACUACACCUUCAUCUACAUCUGCUACCCUCGGGAUGAUCCGUGGGGCCUGAUCUCAAACGUACUCUUGGCCAACAUCCCGCAGCUCGUAGCGUCCAUUUUCUACCUUUCCUACAACGGAAUGUUGACUAUGUUCCUGGUUCAAUUCGAGUUCAGCAGUAUGUACAAGACACGGAAGUCGCUGCGCGUGUCCGAGCCUGCAGGCACUCAGCGAUCGAGCUACCCUAUCUCUUUACCUUUCCGGUACGGGAUCCCGCUGUCUAUCUCAUCUGGUGUCAUGAGCUGGCUGCUCUCUCAAAGCCUGUUCCUCGCACGAAUCACGGCGCUUCAUCCAGACGGCACAUCCGAUCGCGUCAAUUCAUUUUCUUCAACUGGCUAUAGUCCCAUAGCGAUCUUCUUUGCCCUACUCCUUGCCACUGUCCAAGUCGUCGCCGUCCUUGCUCUCAGCUUGCGCAAGUAUACAGAGCCAAUGAGUCUAGUCUCCACCAAUAGCCGGGCAAUCAGUGCUGCAUGCCAUGUGCUCCCAGAGGAGGUCAAAGAUAGCUACUUACUACCAAUAAGAUGGGCUGUGGUCGAAGUGGAUGAGUUCGCAGUCCGUCACUGUGCGUUCACGACGAAGCCAGAUAGCGAGAUCCAUGACCUUGAGCCUGGGCGUUUGUACCGUUGA